AUGAUAGUAAAGCAUUGGUUGGAAUCGUCACCUUCUCACUGGCAGGUCUUCGUAGCGAAUCGGGUAUCGGAGAUCCAGCACCUUACCAAAGAUGGAGUAUGGGGUCACGUAGCAGGGAUCGAGAAUCCUGCUGACCUGAUAUCUCGUGGAAUGUCACCGGCUCAGCUCCAGUAUCAAAUGCUCUGGUUUGAAGGUCCGAUUUGGUUAUCUCAAGAACAAGGUUUCUGGCGACGUUCAGAAGAGGUACUCACGGAGAAGUUUGAUUCAUCGUUGUUAGAAGAACUAAGGCUCGUAGCGUACCUUCUUCGGUUCAAGCACAACGCGCAGUGCAGCAAUAAACAGUCCAGGAGAAUUGGAUUCCUUUCCCUCCAGGAACAGGAGGACGCUACGUUAAAUUUGGUUCGUUUAUCCCAGCAAGAAAGCUUCUCAGCAGAAUUGCAAGAUCUUGCGAAGCAAGGUCACGUGAGAGAUUCGUCUUCAAUAAUAUCACUCAACCCUCAACUAAUCGACGGCGUGAUGCGCGUCGGCGGCCGGCUUGCUAAGCCAUUCAUGUCACAAGAGCGAAAACACCCGUACAUCCUACACCACAGCCAUCCGCUAGCAACGAUGAUCGUCAGGUACUACCACCAAAGGCUGUUUCAUGCGGGACAGCAAUUACUCAUCUCGUCAGUGCGGGGCAAGUUCUGGCCAGUUCACAUACACAGUUUGGCGAGGAAGGUGAUUCACGACUGCAUUCCGUGUUUCAGAAACAAACCAAAAAUCUCUGAGCAAAUUAUGGCAGACCUUCCUUCGGCAAGAGUCAACCCCGCGCCACCGUUCCUGAAGGUCGGAGUAGACUACUGCGGUCCUUUCCAGAUUAGUUAUCCAAAUCGACGAGCGCGUCCUGUAAAAUGCUAUGUGGCGAUAUUUGUUUGCCUAGUCGUGAAGGCUGUCCAUUUGGAGUUGGUUUCGGACCUAACAACGCAAGCGUUUCUAGCGGCACUGAAACGUUUCGCUGCUCGGCGCGGCAGGCCUCAACUGAUAAUGUGUGACAAUGCAACAACAUUUGUCGGAGCUAAACGUGAGCUCACAGAGCUGCAUCGACUCUUCCACAGUCAACAAUUCCAGGAAACUAUAGUCAAGCACACGAGCGAUGACGGCAUCGAGUUUCGUUUCAUCCCCCCACGCACACCAAACUUCGGCGGCCUGUGGGAAGCGCAGGUCAAAAGUUUCAAGAGUCAUUUUCGGAAAACAAUCGGAAUCAAAGUGCUAAACGUAGAUGAAAUGACUACUGCAUUGACGCAGAUAGAAGCGGUUUUGAACUCCCGACCACUCAUGCCGGUCAGUAGUGACCCCACCGAUUAUGAAGCAUUGACGCCUGGUCACUUCCUGGUGCAGCGUCCACUAACAGCUAUCCCAGAGCCAGAUUUGCAGGAAGUACCAAGCAACCGCUUGACCAUAUGGCAGAGAGCCCAAUGUUUAACACAGCAGAUUUGGAAGAAGUGGUCUACGCAGUAUCUCUCUGAUCUACACAACCGCACAAAGUGGACCAAAGAACGAAAUAAUAUCUCAAUUGGUUCGAUGGUCCUACUUAAAGAAGAAAACGCACCCCCUCUGAAAUGGCAUUUGGAACGUGUAUUCUACGAAACCAAUCGACAAAGAAGUAUUCAGCACUGCACGCAGCAGCAUAUCAACAUCCCAAUCAUCACGAAGCAGCACAAUCAGGCAUCUAGUAGCAGCAUAACCAUGCGAACAAGCGUGGUAUUACGCAUCACCGUCAGGACGCGGUACAAAAUCGGUAUCAUCGAGCAGCAGUACAGUGUUUCGAUCUAA
Molecule: messenger RNA, 1812 nt
Organism: Topomyia yanbarensis
Lineage: Eukaryota; Metazoa; Arthropoda; Insecta; Diptera; Culicidae
Exons: 3
Coding region: 1-1812 (603 amino acids)
Biological process (GO): DNA integration
Molecular function (GO): nucleic acid binding
Source: RefSeq, a predicted model, not a curated record